AUGGCGACUCCGACUACCGGCGAAGAGAUCAAGAAGAAUGAUCUCCCUCCCUACGAUCUCGAGGAUUUGAAGGCUGUCGACGAGGGCAAGGAGCCCGAUGCCUUUGGCGACGAGGCUAAUGCGGAGGUCAAGUACAAGACGCUCAAGUGGUGGCAAUGUGGAUUGUUCAUGAUCGCAGAGUCCGUCUCCCUGGGUGUUUUGUCCCUGCCCGCGACACUGACCGCGCUGGGCCUGGUGCCCGCCAUCAUCCUCAUCAUCGGACUCGGUAUCCUCGCGCUCUACACCGGCUAUGUCAUCGGCCAAUUCCGCGAACGCCACCCCUCGAUCCACAACUUGGCUGAUGCAGGUGAGAUCCUCAUGGGUCGGUUCGGUCGCGAGCUAUUCGGUCUCGGUCAGAUCUUGUUCUCGAUCUUCAUCAUGGGCAGUCACAUUGUCACGUUCACUGUGAUGAUGAACACGAUUACCGACCACGGUACCUGCUCUAUGGUGUUCAGUGUUGUGGCGUUCGUGAUCUGCCUGGUUUUGUCGCUGCCGCGGACGAUCAAAAACUUGACCUACAUUUCUUGUGCUUCUUUCCUGAGUAUUUUCACUGCAGUCAUGAUCACCAUGAUUGGGGUGGGUGUGCAGUACAAGGGUGGCCAGAACAUCAGUGUCACCACCGAUACGAACUUGUACCACGCGUUCAACGGAGUCACGCAGAUCGUGUUCGCUUACUGCGCCCACGUGGCCUUCUUUGGUCUGAUUGCCGAGAUGGAGGAGCCCAAGGACUUCCCUAAGGCCUUGUGUCUGCUCCAGGGUUUCGAGAUUGCUCUCUACAUUACCGCGGCUAUUGUCAUCUACUACUAUGUCGGUAACGGGGUCGACUCGCCGGCUCUUGGCUCUGCUGGUCCCGUGUUGAAGAAGGUUGCUUAUGGCAUUGCCAUUCCGACGAUUGUCGGAGCCGGUGUCGUGAACGGUCACGUUGGUUUGAAAUAUAUCUACGUGCGCAUCUUCCGUCACUCCGACCGCAUGGGCAAGCGUGACUUUGUCGCUGUUGGCUCCUGGAUUGCCAUUGGCGUCACCUGCUGGGUAAUUGCCUGGAUCAUUGCCGAGGGCAUCCCUUCCUUCAGCAACAUUGUCAGCUUGAUCAGUUCCUUGUUUGCCAGUUGGUUCACAUACGGGCUGUCGGGUGUGUACUGGUUGCACAUGAACUGGGGCCAGUGGUGGUCUUCGCCGCGCAAGAUUGCGUUGACCAUCAUCAAUAUGCUGAUCUUCUGCAUUGGUGCCAUCAUUUGCGGUCUGGGAUUGUAUGUCUCCGGCAAGGCCAUCCACGACGAUUCGUCCAAGUCGAGCUUCUCCUGUGCCAGCAAUGCGAUCUAG
Molecule: messenger RNA, 1359 nt
Organism: Aspergillus uvarum CBS 121591
Lineage: Eukaryota; Fungi; Ascomycota; Eurotiomycetes; Eurotiales; Aspergillaceae
Product: putative amino acid transporter
Exons: 7
Coding region: 1-1359 (452 amino acids)
Biological process (GO): amino acid transmembrane transport
Cellular component (GO): vacuolar membrane
Molecular function (GO): amino acid transmembrane transporter activity
Source: RefSeq, a predicted model, not a curated record